Messenger RNA from Funneliformis geosporum, 1757 nucleotides. Lineage: Eukaryota; Fungi; Glomeromycota; Glomeromycetes; Glomerales; Glomeraceae. The record is from the annotation of a GenBank genome assembly.
AUUCUUUAGAUGAUGACAUUCGCAUAACAAAAAAGGUGUCUUCAGAUUCUUUAGAUGAUGACAUUCGCAUAACAAAAAAGGUGUCUUCAGAUUCUUUAGAUGAUGACAUCCGCAUAACAAAAAAGGUGUCUUCAGAUUCUUUAGAUGAUGACAUCCGCAUAACAAAAAAGGUGUCUUCAGAUGAUGACAUUCGCAUAACAAAAAAGGAGUAUUCAGAUGACAUUCGCGUUGUGGUGGCCAUAGAUUUUGGAACUACCUAUUCCGGAUUUGCAUAUGCUCAUAAAGACAGUCCUAAUAUUAUCAUAGCAAAUGAUACUUCGAAUGCAUCUUUAGGAAUUUUUAAAACGCCAACGGUCAUAAAAUACGAUGAUUCCUACGACAAAGUAGAAUCGUGGGGUUUUCCCGCAUUAGCAAAAAAACCAAAAAAACCUUAUACAACCUCAACCCCAUCACUCAAAUGGUUUAAAUUACAUUUAUUGGGAAAAUCAUUAUUACCAGUUGGAUUGGAUUUUAAAAAAGUCAUUUCAGAUUAUUUGGAAAAAUUAGGUGAAGAUAUUAAAAGUAGUUUAAAAACCCAUUGGGACUUUUUGGAUUUUGAUAAGCAAGUUGUAGUUGUACUCACGGUUCCUGCAGAAUUUGAUGAUAAUGCGAUUGACAUUAUGCCUGAAGCUGCAGCGAUUCAUUCCAUGGACAACCUAAUAAAAGAACAUAAUUUUGGUCCAGGAGACUUGUUAAUGAUGGUUGAUUGUGGCGGUGGCACAGUAGAUUUAACAACGCGAGAUGACGAAUUAAAUGAAAUAACAGUUCGUACUGGCGAUGAUUGUGGUUCAUAUAAAAUAGACCAGGCAUUUAUUGAAUUACUUGGUCAUAAAGUUGGAAAAACUGCCAUGGAUCUGUUUGAGAAAAAUUAUAACUCUUAUCUACAAUAUAUGGUACAAGAAUUUUGUAGGAAAGCUAAACUUCGAUUUACGGAAAAUCCAGAAGAUUUUCCAACUUUUGAAUUAGAUUUAGAGGAAUAUGAACCACUAAUAAAAUAUAUUAAAGGAGAAGAAGAAGAGAAAUUAAAAAAAGAUGAUUGGUUAAUCGAAAUUGAAUAUGACGAUGUCAAAAAAAUGGUUGACCCUGUUGUAAAUGAGAUUUUUAAAUUAAUAAGGGGUCAACUGGAACAAUUGAAAAGGUUGGAAAAAAAAAUUUCAAUAUUGUUGCUAGUGGGUGGAUUUGGUGAAUCCAAAUACUUACAAAAUAGAAUUAAACAAGAAUUUUCGAAAGAAGAAGUGCCAAAGUUUUUUGUGGAUAAACAACCUAUUGUAUCUAUUAUGAAAGGAGCUGUUAAAUAUGGUCUUACAAGAAUCAUUAAGAAACGAGUAUUGAAAUGGGAUUAUGGUACUAUCGCAGUAAGAAAAUGGAAACCGACUGAUCCAUUGGAAUUAAAACUUCCAAAUGGCUAUAUAAAAGUUUUUGAAAAACUUGCGGAGAGUGGCAAACAAGUUCUAAUGGGUGAAGAAGUUACCAGGUGUUUGAAACCAUAUUCAUUAAGUCAACAAAAAAUGAAUAUUGAUAUGUAUACUCCAGUGUCAGACGAUGCAAAAUAUUUACGAGAUGUAAAGCUACUUCGAAAAUGGGAAGUUAAUUUGACUGAGUUAGAUAAUUAUGAAGAUGAUAAUACAAUUAAAUUCACUUUAAAAUUUGAUGUGGAAAUGUCCGCUACUGCUAAAAAUAAGGAAGGAAUUGAACAGCAUGUUACUUUUAAAUAUUAG